This is a messenger RNA of Tribolium madens (black flour beetle), 1056 nucleotides long. It is a transcript of the gene CREG, whose product is annotated as protein CREG1. The transcript is spliced from 5 exons. Lineage: Eukaryota; Metazoa; Arthropoda; Insecta; Coleoptera; Tenebrionidae. Bases 199 to 861 code for a protein of 220 amino acids. The record is from RefSeq and is a predicted model, not a curated record.
UUUCAAAAGUAAAUUUAAAAACAACGUCAUUGUAUUGAAUGCGUGAGUUCUAACAAAGAAAAAGUGCAAAUUUAGAUUGACUUCUCAAAGUGAUUAAUUCCGGUCGUAUUUAAACAAGACAAGCAAGACAAAACACUUAAUUGGUAAAUUGCUGUUGAUAACUGAAAAUUUUCCAACAGUUUUCGGCAAUUCGUCGCAAUGGUCUCGAAAGAAAUCGUUUUAUUAUUAGUGUUUGCCCACCUGGCGCUUUGCAGUAUUUUAAUUAUUGCACCGUCACCACCUCAGCCCCCAAAACCUAACGAAGUCGCUAAAAUGGCUCGGUAUAUUUUACGUAAUUCAGACUGGGUCUCAAUCGCGACUACAUCGACCCAAAAAGCCAUACAAGGCUACCCCUUUGUAUCUCUAAAAUCAGUCAGUGACGGCCCUAUGUCAAACAGUACGGGAAUCCCAUAUCUAUACAUGACAGACCUCGAUGUUUCAGGGCAAGAUAUCAAUAAAGACAACAAGUGCACAAUUAUGGCAUCUCUUGCUGAAUUAGAUUAUUGCAAACAGAAAGAUUUCGAUCCCCAGGACCCACGAUGUGCCAAACUCAUUAUUACGGGAAAAAUGCUCAAGGUUGAUAAAUCCAGUCCAGAGUAUCAAUUUGGGGAAAAUGCACUUUUCUCUAAACAUCCGUCGAUGAAAUGGUGGCCAAAAGAUCAUGAUUUUUAUGUUUCUAAAGUCGACAUUGAACAAAUCGCAGUACUUGAUUUCUUUGGCGGGAUCAAGUAUGUUUCAAAAGAAGAUUAUUUUAACGCAAACGAUAGAAUCCUUGAUGAUAUUCUCUUCAGUAAUGUGGAAUUUAUCGAAAUGUCAGCGUAAAAAAUACAAUACACAGCCGAAUUUUAUUUAAAUAUUCUUACAUUUUUUCAAGAAUGUUUUUCUCUUACAUCACAUUCUAAUCGCAAUAAAAAUUACAAAUAGUAAUAUUAAAAAAUACGAAUAAGUGAAAAAUCUAUCUUUACUUAACGCAUCUGAAAUUACAUAAAUAUAGAAAAUGUAUUUGCAAAAACUCCA